Cuculus canorus (common cuckoo) is the source of this 3410-nucleotide messenger RNA. RefSeq names its product solute carrier family 6 member 14 (gene SLC6A14). Gene Ontology annotation, cellular component: membrane. Lineage: Eukaryota; Metazoa; Chordata; Aves; Cuculiformes; Cuculidae. Gene Ontology annotation, biological process: sodium ion transmembrane transport. Gene Ontology annotation, molecular function: L-proline transmembrane transporter activity. The transcript is spliced from 14 exons. The record is from RefSeq and is a predicted model, not a curated record. Bases 236 to 2011 code for a protein of 591 amino acids.
GUUAAAGCCUCCCAGUGGGAAAACGGAAGAUAUGAGAGACAGCAGAUUGCUGGUUGUGAUACUCACUAGAAGGAAAAACGAAAAAAAGGAGCAUGUGAUUCUAGAGCUACAUCCAGACGAAUGUGGGGUUUGAGAGGACUUCAGUUUGUCAAGUGAAAAAAAUGCCCACGCCAGUGACAGUGAUGAGAACUUGGAGCGUGGCAACUGGUCAAACAAAGCUGACUACCUGCUCUCCAUGGUGGGCUACGCUGUGGGCCUGGGCAACGUCUGGCGAUUUCCCUACCUCACCUACCAGAAUGGCGGAGGUGCUUUUCUAAUCCCCUAUACCCUGAUGCUGGCCUUAGCUGGUUUGCCCUUAUUUUUCAUGGAAUGUUCCCUUGGGCAGUUUGCCAGUCUUGGACCAAUUUCUAUCUGGAGAAUAUUGCCAUUGUUUCAAGGAGUGGGCAUCACGAUGGUCAUGAUCUCAACAUUUGUGGCAAUCUACUACAACGUUAUCAUUGCUUACGCACUCUACUACUUAUUUGCCUCAUUUCAAAAAGUACUGCCAUGGUCAGAAUGCUUUUCCUGGGCAGAUGAGUUCUGCAGCAAAACACGGCUAGUAAGUGACUGCAACACCACCUUAGAUGGAGAAAUCAUUCAUGCAAACUACUCGUUCAUCACAAGCAACAAUCUCACAUGCAUUAAUGGCACUAUGAAGUACAAGCCAGUGCAGUUUCCCAGUGAGCAAUAUUGGAAUAAAGUGGCUCUUCAGCGGUCAAGUGGGUUAGACGAGACUGGUAACAUUGUGUGGUACCUGGCUCUCUGCCUCCUCCUGUCCUGGGUGAUUAUUGGAGCAGCAUUGUUUAAAGGAAUAAAGUCUUCUGGAAAGGUAGUCUACUUUACUGCACUCUUCCCAUAUGUCAUCCUGCUUAUCUUGCUUGUGCGAGGUGCCACCCUGGAAGGUGCUCUGGAUGGCAUUGAAUACUACAUUGGGAAACAGUCCAACAUCACUAAGCUGAUGGAGGCAGAGGUUUGGAAAGAUGCAGCCACCCAGAUAUUCUACUCCUUGUCUGUGGCAUGGGGCGGACUUGUUGCUUUGUCAUCGUACAAUAAGUUCCACAACAACUGCUACUCAGAUGCCAUUAUAGUUUGUGUAACCAACUGCCUCACUAGUGUAUUUGCUGGGUUUGCGAUAUUCUCCAUCUUGGGACAUAUGGCAUAUGUGUCUGAGAGACCUGUCUCGGAGGUCGUGGAUUCAGGAUUUGAUCUGGCAUUUGUAGCCUAUCCAGAGGCUCUCUCCAAGUUACCAGUUUCUCCUCUCUGGUCCUUCUUGUUUUUCUUCAUGCUCCUGCUCUUGGGCCUUGACUCUCAGUUUGCCACCAUAGAAACACUUACAACCACCAUACAAGAUAUAUAUCCUGAAGUGAUGAAAAAGUUAAGAGUCCCUGUAACCCUGGGUCUGUGCAUGUUGCUCUUCUUUCUCGGUCUUGUCUGUGUCACUCAGGCAGGAAUUUACUGGGUUAACCUAAUUGAUCACUUUUGUGCUGGAUGGGGAAUCCUUAUUGCGGCUGUCCUGGAGAUAAUAGGCAUCGUCUACAUUUACGGAGGAAACAGGUUCAUUGAGGACAUUGAAAUGAUGAUUGGAAAGAAGAGCUGUUUAUUCUGGCUGUGGUGGAGAAUGUGCUGGUUUUUCGUUACUCCUGUGCUGUUAACGGCAAUUUUGGUCUGGUCCUUGGCCACAUUUUCACCUCCCUUUUAUGGCUCCGUACCAUAUCCAACCUGGGGAACUGCUGUUGGCUGGUGCAUGAUUAGCUUCUGUGUCAUCUGGAUUCCGAUCAUCGCUGUUCUAAAAAUAGUUAAAGCUGAAGGAAACCUUUGUCAGCGCAUUGUAAGCUGCUGCAGACCCACUGCAAACUGGGGUCCCUACCUGGAAUGUCACCGAGGAGAAAGAUACAGCCAUGUUGUAGAUCCCAAAAAGGAAAAAGAACACGAGAUUCCUACUGUGUCUGCCUUCGUAUAUACUCAACAAUGAGAUGGUCAUUUGGAUGACAAAUUUUUAAUGUGUGGUUUUCCUCUUUAACUAUUAGAAAAUGACAGUGCAAAUCAACAUUCUGCCCUUCAAAACCCAAUCCCCAAAAGAAAGUGAGCUCUAUUAUUUAUUUUUAUUGCUGUAUGUUUGGGGAGGGACAGGUAAAUUAAACACUGAGCUCUCCUCAGACAUUUAGAUUGAGAGGGCAGGAAGAUGUGUUGCAGGCUUCCCAGGCUGCUAGACUGGGCAUGCUUAACCCCAUCAAACCGGUGUCCAGCUGGACUGUAGAUACGGGUGUGGAAGAAAAUAAAGACACAUUCUGGUGCUCCCCAGCAACAGGAAAUUUGAUCAAAAAGGUGCUAUGCUCGUAUGCCUCAAUGUGCCACGGGCAGUUACUACUUUCUGCUAUGUUUUGCCAUCCGCAGUGGUGUGCAGUCAGCAGAGAGGUCGAUGGUUGUGCUGCUGCCUGGCACUGUAGCUCAGGGAACAUUCUCUCUAAGCCUCGCUCAGUGCUGUGAGGCUGCUCAGGAUUUGAUGUUGACUACAGUGUGUGUGUGUGUGUGUGUGUUUUCUCUGCGCAUCUAAAUAUUGAGCAGUAAAAAAUUACCAUCAAAGGAAAUAAGGCCUUAACGUGGUGAAAAGCAGAUGGUCUCUCUAUUUCUCAUUAUUCCCCUUGGGAUCCCCCAAAAGGCACCUACUGUGUCAUGCCCCUUGCUCAGCAUUCAUCUGUCUAUAAUUUUAAAAAUCCUGUGUUUCCAUAUUCUAUCAUUAGGACCUGCAGAAUGAAAUACUAACUGUUGAUUUCUGGUGUGUCUGCUCUCUUACACUCUCUAGGGCUUUACCUAUCAGUUUGUUCUCUGCAUCUUUUACUAAGCUUGGCUUUUCCCUUCCAAAGGAGAUCCAAAGUGCUUUUUAAAGAUUCAGUGUUAUAAUACAGCCAAAAGAAGCAGAACUUUACCCCAAGUGAAGGUUACAAUUGACUUGUAGUGCUAUUACUCUAAAAUUUGCUGAAAUCAUGAGAUUAUUGAAAAAAAUAGGAGGUUUAUAACGUAUUUGGGAACACAGACUUAUGGUCUACCUAUGUACUGUAUGGGUUAGGUUAAAAGAACCUGACUUCACUCGCAAUACAAAUUAAUUCCUGAUAAAGGAAAAAGACCUGUGGGUUGAAUGAAUAUGUUUUGUGUGAUGAGGAAUGUCUCUAUUACUGUGAUAAUGGCUCCUUGGGAACAAUGCAGCAGGGCUCCUAGCUGUCACUUCGUCUCAGGGCAUUGUCACUGUUUCUGGACAGGGAGGAAUGCGGAUAGUGGCUUGUUGCCCAAGCUGCAUACCUUGGUAUAUGUUUUAUAUUGGUGUUUUUGUCACAAAUCAACACUUUAUGGCAAAUAAAAUGUCAUUUUCUGUU